AUGGCCGCUAAGAAAGAUACAACUGCCGAGAAAGUCGUCAACCAUGUCAAAGAGGUCGUGCUGUUUGCGGGGAUUAUCAUCUGCUGCCCUUUUUUGUGUUGCUACUUCUGCGUUAAUCCACCAAGAUUUUGCGGCUAUAAGAAUCGAUCUCAUUAUGAAACUGUCCCAAGCCUCGUGCCUCCAGGGUGGUCUUGGAGAAGCGAACCUCCGGAACCACUCCCUCGAUAUCGCCGUUCUCUUUCAGCCCCACCACGCGGGCUAAGAGCUGUCUACCCGGGCUUGAAACCCCAGAAGAAGUCAAGACUCUUCACCCAGCUUACCCCAGAAAUCCGCUUACGCAUUUAUGAAGAGGUUCUGGCACCAGAGGGCAACGAGGUACUCCACCUCGCCAGCACUCACAGGCGGGUGUUUGGUAUCCGAUGCUCGAACACAGAUAAAAGAAACAUUCGCGGCUGGCAGCAUGCAUGCUGGCCAAAUAUGAUCGCCUAUCAAGAUGGCACAGUGCAGCGAGAACCGAAGCAAGGAGGCCGACUCCCAGGAACGAUAACGGGCUUGCUGCGCUCGUGCAGACAAGCCUAUUCCGAAGCUAUUGGGCUUCUCUACACGAAGAACAUCCUCCAGGUUCGGCAAGCCCGAACACUUAGGGAAUUCCCUCUGGUCAUGCGCCAUGAUCGGCUAGCAACGGUUAGAAAACUACAUCUUGACAUGCGGCUUUCCAGCUACUCCGAUCAAUGUCAAUGGACAGUCGGUGGAUGGAAUGAUGCAUUGCACGUUGUCAGGUAUUACAUGCAAGGCCUACAGCAAUUGCGUGUGUCCUUUGGUGUGAAGCACAAUGAAGUUGUCGUGGAUGACCAAAUGCUGGUUGAGUUGCUACAGAACUUGAGUUACGUCGAGCAUGUCCCGGACUUCGUGGUCGAGUUUCGUUGGCGGCGCAAGGUUGAUGGGCUACUAAACCAAGUGGGACGGCCGCCAGACGGGUUUCCUUUCCGAGUCGACGUGUAUGACAUCCUUGAUCAACCUCGACACUCUUGGUAG
Molecule: messenger RNA, 1035 nt
Organism: Aspergillus calidoustus
Lineage: Eukaryota; Fungi; Ascomycota; Eurotiomycetes; Eurotiales; Aspergillaceae
Source: the annotation of a GenBank genome assembly